This is a messenger RNA of Neurospora tetrasperma FGSC 2508, 1325 nucleotides long. Its product is annotated as polyubiquitin. Gene Ontology annotation, biological process: modification-dependent protein catabolic process; protein ubiquitination. Bases 205 to 1122 code for a protein of 305 amino acids. NCBI's taxonomy places the organism in Eukaryota, Fungi, Ascomycota, Sordariomycetes, Sordariales, Sordariaceae. Gene Ontology annotation, cellular component: cytoplasm; nucleus. The record is from RefSeq and is a predicted model, not a curated record. The transcript has 2 exons. Gene Ontology annotation, molecular function: ubiquitin protein ligase binding; protein tag activity.
CUUCCGCCGCCAGCACCUGAACCUACUUAUUUAAUCCUCCCCGCCCAUCUGCAUCCCCGAUUCCAUUUCUUCCGUUUUCACCAUCUCUCUCCAUCGCCAUCAUCGCAGGAGUGUUCAUCCACGCACAUAUCAUUCCCGCCACUCGAUUCUAGUCAUUCCGCUUCAUCCAUCAACAGUCCAUUCGUCUACUGCACAACCGCCAUCAUGCAGAUUUUCGUCAAGACUUUGACUGGCAAGACCAUCACCCUCGAGGUCGAGUCGUCGGAUACCAUCGACAAUGUUAAGCAAAAGAUUCAGGACAAGGAGGGCAUUCCCCCCGACCAGCAGCGCUUGAUUUUCGCCGGCAAGCAGUUGGAGGAUGGCCGCACCCUUUCCGACUACAACAUCCAGAAGGAGUCUACCCUCCACCUUGUCCUCCGCCUGCGCGGUGGUAUGCAAAUCUUCGUCAAGACUCUUACCGGCAAGACCAUCACCCUUGAGGUGGAAUCGUCCGACACUAUCGACAAUGUCAAGCAGAAGAUCCAAGACAAGGAGGGCAUUCCUCCCGAUCAGCAGCGUCUCAUUUUCGCCGGCAAGCAGCUUGAAGACGGCCGCACUCUGAGCGACUACAACAUUCAGAAGGAGUCUACCCUCCAUCUCGUUCUCCGUCUGCGCGGUGGUAUGCAAAUCUUCGUUAAGACGCUUACCGGCAAGACGAUUACUCUCGAGGUUGAAUCUUCCGACACCAUCGACAACGUGAAGCAAAAGAUUCAGGACAAGGAGGGUAUCCCACCUGAUCAGCAGCGUCUCAUUUUCGCUGGAAAGCAGCUCGAGGAUGGUCGCACCCUUUCCGACUACAACAUUCAGAAGGAGAGCACCCUGCACUUGGUGCUCCGUCUUCGUGGUGGUAUGCAGAUUUUCGUCAAGACCCUGACGGGCAAGACGAUUACGCUGGAAGUCGAGUCCUCGGAUACGAUUGACAACGUGAAGCAAAAGAUCCAGGAUAAGGAGGGUAUUCCGCCUGACCAGCAGCGCCUGAUCUUUGCUGGUAAGCAAUUGGAGGAUGGUCGGACCCUCUCUGAUUACAACAUUCAGAAGGAGAGCACUCUUCACUUGGUGCUGCGUCUCCGUGGCGGCCAGUAAGCGGCUUGUCGUCUUUGUUUCUGAUUCUUGAUGACGAGGAAGGGUUCAUUUGGGCGUUCAGCGUUUAUUGGGUUACUUAUUGCGCCAUGGGUUGGGAAAUGAUGACAACCAUGAAACAGGGCAUAUCUAGCCGGAAUUUAAUGGCACACGCUUCAUACAUACAGCGAUGCCAUAAUAAAGACUAUAUUUACGGUCUCAAACUU